AUGUCGCAGCCGCCGCCGCCGUUCGCCUCGCGCUUCGCGGGGCCGCCUCAGCUCCGCGGCUUCCCGGCAACCGGCGGCCCUCCCCCGGGGCUCUUCCGCGGGCCGCCCCCGCCGCAGGCGUUUUCUCCCCCCUCGUUUCCGCCGUUUUCGGGCGGCGGCGGCGCCGGCCUGCCGUCGCCCGCUUACCCGCCGCCGCGGCAUCCGUUCCCGCCGCCCCUGCCCUGGCCGCAGCAGUCGCUCCCGCCGCCGGAGGGGCCCUCGCCGCCGUGGCGGCCCGACGCCUCGCCCCUGCUCGCGGGCGGCCGGCCCAGGCUCAGGCCCGCGCUUGGGCCCGAAGCGGCGGGGCCCCCGGACAGCCUCAGCAGGGCGGGCCGCGACGGCGGCGGCGAGGACGGCGGCGUCGGCUGCCUGGCGGAGCUGCGGGCGCUGGUGCGGCCGCUGCGGGGCGGCGACCCCGCGGCCCUGUCGCGCCGGCGGCUGGAGAGGAGCCGCCAGAAGCGGGAGCGGCGCUGGCAGCGGCGGCAGGAGCGGCGCGCGGCCCGCGAGGAGGCGGCGGCCCGCCUGGCCGAGCGCGAGGCGCGGAUCGACCGCUGGCGGGCGCGGCGCGCCCAGGAGGUGGAGGACCGGCACCGGGAACAAGAGCUUAAAGCUGCUGCAGACAGUGUGUUAUCUGAAGUAAGGAAAAAGCAAGCAGACACCAAACGCAUGGCAGAAAUUGUACGUGGCUUAGAAAAGCUUAGGAAACUAAGAAAAGAAGCAGCUGCCAGGAAAGGUGUUUGUCCACCACCUGCUGCAGAUGAAGCCUUUGAAAAUGAAGUCCAAAGCUUAAAGACCCUGAUUAAAACACGCACUGAACUCUAUGAAGCUGAAGAACGAGCUUUGCGGGUCAUGCUAGAAGGAGAACAGGAAGAAGAAAGAAAAAGGGAAAUGGAGAAGAAACAGAAGAGGGAAAAGGAAAAACUCUUGCAGCAGAAGCGUGAAAUGGAUUCCAAACUGUUUGGGGAUCCAGAUGAAUUUCCCCUUGCCCACCUUUUGGAACCCUUUACACAAUAUUAUUUACAAGCAGAAUAUUCAGUGCCAGCACUCAUCCAGAUCAGGCAUGAAUGGGAUCGGUAUCUGGUGCCUGCAGAUCACCCUGAAGGAAAUUUUAUCCCACCAGGAUGGGUCCUUCCCAGUCCACCUUCCAGUGACACUUGGGCCACAGCUGUCCGAUGAUGUCUUCACAAUCCCACUGAAGUCCUAAACAAUAGCAGUUCAUGAAUGAUAACACAUGCCUUGUAAAUUCCUUUGAGCUUAAAACACUUCAUAAAAGUUUCACUGGAAAGCAGACCUGCUGGAUACCCAAGACCGAUAAGAAUCAGAUUUGCAGCUGAUUCAAAAGGCAAGUAUAGUUUUCUGGAACUGUGGCUUGCUUAGGAUUGGUGCUAAAGAGGCCUCUACUUUUUCUUUAAGUUUAAAUGUUUGCUUCCAAGGAGUGUUUCCACAAUACACAAGGAGUGUUUUAUAUAAAGAGCCGCUGGUGGCGGAUAUUUUGGGGUCUGUGGAGCCGCUCUGCACUUUAAAACCAGAACACACUUUUUAAGAAUUUAAGACUCCCCUGCCUUUAUCUUAAAAAGUGCAAAGUGACAUUUAUUUGCUGCAAAGUUAACAGCGUUGUUCCAAAAGCAGAGAAAUGAAUUUGUUGUGGACGUGUGUACAAGCAAAACCAAAUAACCUGUACUAUUAACUGCACCAUGAUAAGCCAGAAUACAAACCUGAGGCAUCUUUUGGAUAGUUGUGGCAUAUGUUUUUCAUUUUCUGAUUUUUCAAGGGAAAUCAAAAUUAAUUAUCCUGAAGCAACAUCAAAGAUUGUUUGUGAACACUUAGGAAUGUUAAACAGGUUUUCAAGUUACAGA
Messenger RNA from Varanus komodoensis (Komodo dragon), 1895 nucleotides. It is a transcript of the gene PDCD7, whose product is annotated as programmed cell death 7. The transcript is spliced from 6 exons. The record is from RefSeq and is a predicted model, not a curated record. Lineage: Eukaryota; Metazoa; Chordata; Lepidosauria; Squamata; Varanidae. Bases 1 to 1215 code for a protein of 404 amino acids.